Molecule: messenger RNA, 336 nt
Organism: Fusarium venenatum
Lineage: Eukaryota; Fungi; Ascomycota; Sordariomycetes; Hypocreales; Nectriaceae
Source: RefSeq, a predicted model, not a curated record
AUGGGCAUAGAUAACGAUAAGGGAAAUGCUAUAUCGCUAGUGCACGAGGACACUGCGAGGCUCUCGUCAGGCUUCUCGAAGCAGGCUGCCCGGGAGUCAAUGCCGAAGAUAUCGAUGGAUAGACUCCUCUGGCAUGGGUUAUCCAAACUGACUCGCCUGAUACAGUCCAAGCUCUUGUCAACUGUCGAGUAUGGACAUAUAGAAGUUGUCAAAGUGCUUCUAAGAGCUGGUGCUAAUACUGGGACAGAACGUAAGAGCGGUAGAACCCCAGCGAUGAUAGCUAAGGUCUUUAGCAGGGAUGAUAUGGUAAAAGAACUCGAGGCAUAUAGGCCAUAA